This is a messenger RNA of Episyrphus balteatus (marmalade hoverfly), 2054 nucleotides long. RefSeq names its product maltase A2-like. The record is from RefSeq and is a predicted model, not a curated record. The transcript is spliced from 7 exons. Lineage: Eukaryota; Metazoa; Arthropoda; Insecta; Diptera; Syrphidae. Bases 38 to 1762 code for a protein of 574 amino acids. Gene Ontology annotation, biological process: carbohydrate metabolic process.
AAAAAAGUUCUUCGAAGCUAUAAACAUCGAAGGCAAAAUGGGAAAAUUUGUUUUGUGUUAUAUUGUAUUUGUUUUGGGAUGUGCUAGUUUCUCGACAGCAACAGUAAAUUGGUGGGAAGAUGGAUCCCUGUACCAAAUUUAUCCAAGAUCUUGGAAAGAUAGUGAUGGUGACGGAGUUGGUGAUUUGAAAGGUAUCACUGAAAAUUUGGAGUUCCUGAAAGAAAUUGGUAUGACUGGUGCUUGGUUAUCACCUAUAUUUAAGUCACCAAUGUCUGAUUUUGGCUAUGAUAUUUCGAAUUUUUACAACAUUGAUCCACUUUUUGGUAGUUUGGAAGAUUUUGAUGCACUCGUUGCAAAAGCUAAAAAAAUCGGCUUGAAAAUAAUUUUAGACUUUGUACCAAAUCAUUCAAGUGACGAAUGUGAAUGGUUUCAAAAGUCAAUUAAUCGUGAAGAUGGUUACGAUGACUUUUACGUGUGGGACGAUGGUCUACAAGAUCCCAAAAACCCAGCCAUAAAACUUCCUCCAUCGAAUUGGGUAAGUGAGUUUGGAGGUAAAGCCUGGUCCUGGAAUGAAAAACGUCAACAGUUUUAUUUACACCAGUUCCAAAGCAAACAACCUGAUUUAAAUUUUCGAAAUGCUAAGACGCAUGAAACCAUGUUGAAUGUAUUAGAAUUCUGGCUGAAUCGGGGGGUGGAUGGAUUUCGGAUCGAUGCAGUACCUUUUUUUUUUGAGAAGAUUAACGAAGAUGGGACCUAUCCCGAUGAGCCUGUUAGUGGACAAACAACAGAUCCAGAUAGCAAUAAAUAUCUGAGCCAUAUUUACACAAGGGAUCAAAGUGAAAACGCAGGGCUAUUGAUGGAGUGGCGUAAUUUUAUAGAAGAAUAUCAAUUGAAAAACGGAGGAGAAAAAAGGGUCUUACUUGCGGAAGCUUACUCUCCCAUUGAUGUAAUUGACCAGUAUUUUGGCAAUGAUACACAUCCUGCUGUCCAUUUGCCAUUCAACUUUAAUCUAAUGUCCUUAGAUAAAUCGUCUAAUGCCAGAGAUUUAGAAGAAAGCAUUAAUGGAUGGAUGGAUGUUAUGUGGAAAAAGCACAAGUCAGCUAAUUGGGUGUUAGGUAACCAUGAUAAUCCAAGGAUUGGCGAUCGUUUGGGAAAAGAAAAGAAGGAUUUGUUUACUAUAAUACUUGCUGCACUGCCUGGAACUACGGUAACCUAUUAUGGUGAAGAAAUCGGCCUCGAUAAUGUUCCUACACAAUGUACAAACAUAACUUGUGACUUCCGAGACUCAGAGCGAACUCCAUUUCAAUGGAAUGAUCAAGUUUCAGCUGGAUUUUCGGACUCUAACAAAACAUGGUUACCUGUUUCGGAGGAUUAUAAGACUCUAAACGUGAAGGUUCAGCGAGGUAUUGAAAGGAGUUCCUUGAACAUUUUUAAAGGAAUGCAAAUUCUUAAACACACAGGAGCUUUUAAGGCUUUUAAAAACGAAGGAGCUUGGAAAUACGGUGCUGUUAAUGAUCAAGUAUUCCAGAUAAUUAGGUCGAACUCAAGGGAAGAAUAUCGAAUUCUUGCUAAUUUGGGAAGUGAUCUAGAGCUUGUUGAUCCUUUAUGUAAUUCUAUAGACCAAAAUGAAUGUCUUAUGGAGUACACAUUAGUGAAUCGAAACUCACCUCAUCGUAUAGGGGAGAAAGCAAACUUAAACAAAAUUUACAUGAUGCCUUUUGAAGCAGUUGUCCUAAAAAGGAAAAUGCAAAACGUUAUAUAAAUGAUUAAAAAGAAAUAUUAAAUUAGUAUAGUGCAUGCAUUUCAUUUCGGUGGACGCACGUGACCUUGAAAUUCUUUUGUGUAUGAGUUUGCAAAGUACUGCAUGGGUAAGAAUUACAGCAACGUAGGUUAAAUAAAAUAUUCGACUGUUUAGCACGAACUUGCUCUUAGAGUUCAAGUCGCUAAUUUUUUAUAACUUUUUAUUUAUAAAUUUUUCUUAUUAAGAUGCAUUUUAAGCAACAAAAUAUUUUUAAAGUUGUUAAUUAUUAAAUUUUUUAUAAAAAAUUUUUGUA